Physella acuta is the source of this 823-nucleotide messenger RNA. Its product is annotated as E3 ubiquitin-protein ligase RNF216-like. Gene Ontology annotation, molecular function: zinc ion binding. The record is from RefSeq and is a predicted model, not a curated record. Lineage: Eukaryota; Metazoa; Mollusca; Gastropoda; Physidae.
GGACACGACUGAAGAAAUGACUACUAUAUAUAUACAGCAUGCUUUGGCUUUCCUAAAUGAAAAGUUUAGGCAUUUUAGCUCUGGCUUCAUUUCAAGGAAGCUAAACAAGCAUAACAAUCAUUUAGUACCAACAUACAGGGAGCUUGCAAAAUUCAACCCAUCAGCCUUUGAUAGGGUUAAGUCAAUAUUUUUGGGGACACCCAACAGGACUGAUGUAUUUGAUCCUCCUGCUAAAAUGGACAAAGCCUUCUUCAUGGAAAGAUUUUACAUUGAAAAUGAACUUUGUAUAUUAAAUUUGAUAGCUGAUUUAGAAAUUACUAGAGAAAUAGAAAUAAGCCAGGCGGUGGAAAACCAAAGUGUUCAAGUGUGCAGUAAAUGCUCUCAACAUUGUUUAAUCAAAGAUUCAAUUUGCUGCGCUGGUGGACAUAUUAUCUGCAGAAUUUGCAUGGACAAUUACAUGGCAGCAUCUGUCCAUAACAGCAUGACACGGCUAGUUUGCCAGAGUCCUGGGUGUAAUAAUACAAUUCCAGUUGUUAAGUUUAAACUACUAGGGACCUCAAAGCUUUAUAAAACAUUGGAGAGACUGGUCCUAAAGGCCAACCUUCAAGGUCUGGUAGGGUGCCCUGUCUGCUUCUAUUUAACGGAAGAAAUCAAUUGCUCCAGUAAAAGGUUCUCCUGUCAGAAUCCUGACUGCUUAAGAGAUUCUUGCAUGGAUUGCAAGAAAAUGUGGCAUGAACCUUUCAAGUGUGGUGUGGUCUUUCAGGCAACCCAAACUUCAUCCACGUCAAUAAGCUCUGGUGAAUAAUGAAUCUUAUUUUUAAAU